UCAAAGAUUCGCUCGAUUUGCUUUCAGCUUUCGUGAAAAGACCAGUUUCGUUUUGAUUUUAGGCUUUAAUAUUAUAUUUAAGUAAAGAUAUGCAGGUUUUGAUUAUUUGGUGAAUGUUCACUUUGUUAGCAGUUGUGUAUUUGUUGAUUGAACAAAAAAGACCGCGUGAAGGUGUAAACUAUAACAAUGCUCCCCGCAACCGGAUUGUUCCGGUCCAUUAAUUGCCCCUUUUUCGAAAAGGAUUUGUGUACCAGGCCCUUUUGCCAUUUCCGGCAUACAAAACCGGAAUCAAUUGCACCUGCAGCUGCAACCUAUAGUGCAACUCCAAAAAGUCUACUCAAUCAAAAUAAUCCAGCUCCGGUAGUUUCUGAUGGCCCGGCGAAGAAAAAACCAAAACUGGAAUACAUCCCUAUGCCUACAAUAUUGGCACCGAAAUAUACUCCAAGCACUAAGCCAACGGUGCCGAUAGUUUCCGGUGAGGACAUUACGGUUUCGACAGAUAAACAAGCUUCUGAUCCUGUACAAUUAGAAAACAAAAUUGAAGAACCACCCCCAGAUCUAACGAAAGCCGACCCACUGUUCGAUGAAUUGGCUGAAAUUACCUCGAAUGGCCAUAAAAAUGGACCCAAAGAGCAAAGUAACAUCGUUCCUAAAGAAGAUGGUUCUAAAACUGAGGCUAAUGUUCCGGAAAUCAAAACUAAUAAUUCUACAAAGCCUGCUUCAAGUACAGAUCUACAGGCAAAAUCAAAGAAAGAUUCGGAAAGAGCAAGUAGUUCCAGUAAUACUCGGAAAACAACCUCGGAGAGCAGUAGUAAGCACAAAAAUCUGAGCAGCAGCAGUAGCAGUAGAAGUAGUAGUAAAAGUAGUAGUAAAGAUGUCAAAGAUCAUCAUAAAGAUAAAAGCAAUAGAAAGGAAUCCGAACGAAAAUCAAGUUCUAGCAGCAGUAAAGAAAAAUCACGUUCAUCUUCUCAGAAAGAAGAAAGACCUCCAUCUAAGUCCAGCAAAGAAAAAGAACGUAGCGAUAAAGAUCGGAGUAAAUCUCGACACAAAGAAAGUUCUAAAGACAAAGAAAGAACGUCCGAAAAAUCCAACAAGGAGCAUAGCAGAUCAUCAGAUAAAGAUCGUCACAAAUCAUCGCAAAGUUCCAGUAAAAGUUCUUCAAAAUCAUCUUCCAGUUCCAAUAGCGUCAAAAAAUCAUCAUCUUCAAAUAAACCCUCUAGUUGUAAAUCCAGUACUCAAAAAUCAUCAUCAUCGUCCGCAUCUACAUCAGCUUCCAAAUCUAAACUUGAUCUUGCUGACGAAAUCUACCGAGAACUGUUAGAUAACCCACCGAGUGAUAUAGACAUUGAUAGCGACGAAGACGAAGUUAUGAAGCAAUGUAAGUUAAUUUUCGAAGAGUUUGAAUCGGAACCUCCGACCACGGCGUCAGAAAAGUCUAAACCAAAUGAUUCGAACAAGAAAAAAUCAUCCCACAAGAGUGGAGGAUCUACUUCGACUGAUGUGGAACUUAUCGAUAUGUUUGCCGAACAGUACUACGAUGAAAACGCUAAGAAAAAGCAACGUGUGGCCCAUGAUAAUGCCUCCAAACCGGCGAGCGCUUCUCCGACUGUUGCACCUGGAGUUAAGAAAGUUAAUCAUGUUCAAAAUGCUAUGAAGUCCGUAUACCUUCGUCAAGAGUUAAUACGAAAGCAGCAGGAAGAACUGGCAGCCAAACUUCGAGUGGAAGAGGAAGCCAAAUCUCACAUUGAAGAAGAGACCAAAAAAGCAAUGGCCAAACCAGUGACCCCCAGGCUAAGCAAUGGGUCACCGCGGUCUCCAGUUUUAAGCCCGACAAAUGUCUCUCCAGCAACGGAGAAAUCAUCUCCGGUAUCCCCGAUCAGCACAAGCAGUUUUUACAGCAAAUCUCCCGAAACUACGAUGUCGACUCCACGAAGUCGUUUCACACCAGCUGUCAACGUGUUAGCUUUCCAAAAGGCGAAAGAAAAAAUUGAUCAUCUCAGAAAACUGAAAAGUAUCGGCACACCAGCUCAAACGGCACCCAAAGGUGCGUCUCGGGUUGCACACACAGUACCUGUGGCUUCAUCCGUUGCAACAAAGACUGCAGCUCCAGUUGUUCCUGCAAAACCUCCUCCACCGGUGUUGGAAUCAAACUCCACUAAAAUCUCCUACAACAUUCGCAUGCAAUACUACAAUCUAAUGAUCAAGCAUUGUCUUAAUAUAUAUCCUUCAAGUGAAGAUGCAUGGGAUCGAGCACAAACAGAAGAAUUGGCAGUUAUGAAAAAGUGUAGUACACCAAUGAUAUACAAAAGCAGCGCUCUAUUAACAAUAAAUAAAUUGCGUAAGGAAGCGGUAGAUGCAGGAAGUGAAACGACUGAUAAGUUAAAAACAAUUUCACACGAUGUCAUUCUUGCGGGUAAAAUGGGGCAUAAUAUCUCAUGGAGUGUUAACAAGAAAAUAAAAACGGAAGCCAAAUCAACUUAUACUAUCGACAAUGCUUCGUCCACGGAUGCUUACAAAAUGAUUUACGAAUGCAUCCUAACCGAAGAGCAACUCCAGGCAAACGGCUUUCCUCGGGCUACCGAUGUACCCGGAAAAGCCAAAAUACAUACACCCAAACCAUCGAGACCACCAAAUGAGGAAGAACGCUACUGUUCCAGGUGCUCCAAAGUGUUCAAUCUAGAAACUUACGAAGAAUCAGCCGUCGACACAUGCAACUAUCAUGCUAAAAGCACUUGCUAUAGACGUGGAUUCGCGGAUAAUCUGCAUAAUUGCUGCCAACAGCCUGCCGGAUCGGCUGGAUGCAUGUAUGCAAAUUACCACGUUUCCAGUUUCUUGGACUAUGACAAUUUGACAGGCUUUGUCAAAACGAUUGACCCUCCCGAGGAAUAUGUGCCUUCCAAAAAGGAUAUUUUUGCAUUGGAUUGUGAAAUGUGUUACACUACAGGUGGACUUGAACUAACGCGGGUUACCGUUGUAGAUAUAAACGAAAAAACUGUUUACGAUGCGCUGGUAAAACCGACAAAUAUGAUUGUUGACUACAACACCAGAUUCUCCGGAAUAACCGAACAAAUGCUUAGAAACACAACCACAACACUUUACAAUGUACAAGCGGUGCUUUUAUCGAUGUUCAACUCGGAAACGAUUCUGAUCGGGCACAGCCUGGAGAGUGACUUCAAGGCACUCAAGCUCAUCCAUGACGUAGUGGUGGACACGUCGGUACUUUAUCCUCACAAGAUGGGGCCACCAAAGAAGCGCGCUCUAAAAACACUGUGCAUAGAGAAUUUAAAGAAAAUUAUUCAGGAAAACGAUGCUGGUCAUGACAGUGCUGAAGAUUCAGUCGUUUGCAUUCAGCUGAUAAAGCAUUACCUUCGGAAUAGAAUUUUAUGAAUCUAUUUUGGCUUGGCAUUACUUGUUAUUCAACAUCUUUAUUUAUUGAUCAUAAUAUUCGUUUUUCGUAAACUUAUAUCAAAGGUUUUCUCGAAUCAAAAGUCUGUUUGGGUAUUAUGAGCUAGUUUCUCCUCGAGGCAAUGCUCCGUUAUUCUGCUUGUUGGAAUAAACUUAUACUAAUAAAAAAUCGAGUACAUAAACUCAUUGAGGAAUACAGUAUAACCAUUUUAAUAACUUAGAGCAAUAAGUUUAUGAAUAAAAUAAAACAUAAUU
Uranotaenia lowii is the source of this 3660-nucleotide messenger RNA. Its product is annotated as RNA exonuclease 1 homolog. Gene Ontology annotation, cellular component: nucleus. NCBI's taxonomy places the organism in Eukaryota, Metazoa, Arthropoda, Insecta, Diptera, Culicidae. The transcript has 8 exons. The record is from RefSeq and is a predicted model, not a curated record. The coding region runs from base 187 to 3387 and encodes 1066 amino acids. Gene Ontology annotation, molecular function: exonuclease activity; metal ion binding; nucleic acid binding.